Messenger RNA from Acanthosepion pharaonis, 2862 nucleotides. NCBI's taxonomy places the organism in Eukaryota, Metazoa, Mollusca, Cephalopoda, Sepiida, Sepiidae. The record is from the annotation of a GenBank genome assembly.
AUGUCAGCCACUAGUACUGUUCCUUCAGAUAUAGCAUCGACAUCAGCCACUACUCCUGCAAUGUCAGCCACUAGUACCGUUCCUUCAGAUAUAGCAUCCACAUCAGCCUCCACUCCUGCAUUGUCAGCCACUAGGCACCGUUCCUUCAGAUAUAGCAUCCACAUCAGCCUCCACUCCUUGCAUUGUCAGCCACUAGUACCGUUCCUUCAGAUAUAUAGCAUCGACAUCAGCCUCCACUCCUGCAUUUACCGUUCCUUCAGAUAUACCAUCGACAUCAGCCUCCACCCUUGCAAUCAGCCACCUAGUACCGUUCCUUCAGAUAUAGCAUCAUCAGCCUCCACUUCCUGCAUUGUCUGCCACUAUUACCGUUCCUUCAGAUAUAGCAUCGACAUCAGCCUCCACUCCGCAUUGUCAGCCACUGAUCCUUUCCAGAUAUAUAGCAUCGACAUCAGCCUCCAAUCACUGUGCAAUGUCGCCACUAGUACCCUUCCUUCAGAUAUAGCAUCCACGACCUCCAUCCUGCAUUGUUUUGCCACUAGUACCGUUCCUGCAUUCAGUCCGCAGUCAGCCACUAGUACCGUUCCUAGAUAUAGCAUCCAUCAGCCUCCAAUCCGCAAUCCACUCGUACUCGUUCCAAUUCCUCAUAUAGCAUCGACAUCAGCCUCCAAUCCUGCAAUGUCAGCCACUAGUACCCUUCCUUCCAGAUAUAGCAUCCACAUUAGCCUCCUCCUCCUGCAUUAUAUAGCAUCCACAUCCACUCCUGCAGUCCUUCCUUCCACAGAUAUAGCAUCCACAUCCUGCAUUGUCAUGUCCUUCAGAUAUAGCCACUACCACUGGUACCGUUCCUUCGAACAGCACAUCCAUCAGCCUCCACUCCCUGCAAUGUCAGCCUGGUACCGUUCCUUCAGAUAUAGCAUCCACAUCAGCCUCCACCCCUGCAUGUCAGCCACUAGUACCGUUCCUUCAGAUAUAGCAUCACAUCAGCCUCCUCCUGCAUUGUCAGCCACUAGUACCGUUCCUUCAGAUAUAGCAUCGACAUCAGCCUCCACUCCUGCAAUGUCAGCCACUAGUACCGUUCCUUCAGAUAUAGCAUCCACAUCAGCCUCCCUGCUCCUGCAAUCCCUAGUACCGUUCCUUCAGAUGCAUAGCAUCACAUCAGCCUCCACUCCUGCAAUGUCAGCCACUGGUACCGUUCCUUCAGAUAUAGCAUCCACAUCAGCCUCCACUCCUGCAUUGUCAGCCACUAGUACCGUUCAACUUAGAUAUGCAUCCACAUCAGCUUCCUCCUGCUGCAAUGUCCUUCAGUAUAGCAUCCACCGCCUCCACUCCUCAAUGUCAUAUACCGUUCCUUCAGAUAUAGCAUCACAUCAGCCUCCCUUUCCUGCAAUCCUCCCACUCCCUGCAUUGUCAGCCACUAGUACCGUUCCUUCAGAUAUAGCAUCCACAUCAGCCUCCACUCCUGCAUUGUCCCAGCCACUAGUACCGUUCCUUCAAGAUAUAGCAUCAUUGUCAGCCUCCACUCCUGCAAUGUCAGUCACUAGUACCGUUCCUUCAGAUAUAGCAUCCACAUCAGCCUCCACUCCUGCAAUGUCAGCCCAUAGUACCGUUCCUUCAGAUAUAGCAUCCAUCGGCCUCCACUCCUGCAUUUACCGUUCCUUCAGAUAUAGCAUCCACAUCAGCCUCCACUCCUGCAAUGUGUCAGCCACUAGUACCGUUCCUUCAGAUAUAGCAUCGACAUCAUGUCCCCCACUUCCUUCUGGCAUCCAUCAGCCUCCACUCCCUGCAAUGUCAGCCAUAGUACCGUUUUCCUUCAGAUAUAGCAUCGACAUCAGCCUGCCCAAUCAGUCACUAAUUGCGUUCACUGAAUAUAGUCCACAUCAGCCUCCACUCCUGCAAUGUCACCGUUCCUUCAGAUAUAGCAUCGACAUCAGCCUCUCAUCCUGCAUUGUCAGCCACUCCACCGUUCCUUCAGAUAUAGCAUCCACAUCAGCCUCCACUCAUUGUCAGCCUACCGUUCAGCCUCCACCCUGCAAUGUCAGCCCACUAGAUAUAGAAUCGACAUCAGCCUCCAUUCCCUGCAAUGUCAGCCAUCAGUACCGUUCCUUCAGAUAUAGCAUCCACAUCAGCCUCCACUCUGCAUUGUCAGCCACUAGUACCGUUCCUUCAGAUAUAGCAUCCACAUCAGCCUCCACCCUCCAAUCCACUAGUACCGUUCCUUCAGAUAUAGCAUCCACAUCAGCCUCCACUCCUGCAAUGUCAGCCACUAGUACCGUUCCUUCAGAUAUAGCAUCCACAUCAGCCUCCACUCCUGCAAUGUCAGCCACUAGUACCGUUCCUUCAGAUAUAGCAUCCACAUCAGCCUCCACUCCUGCAUUGUCAAACACUAGUACCGUUCCUUCAGAUAUAGCAUCCACAUCAGCCUCCACUCCUGCAAUGUCAGCCACUAGUACCGUUCCUUCAGAUAUAGCAUCCACAUCAGCCUCCACUCUGCAAUCCACUAGUACCGUUCCUUCAGAUAUAGCAUCCACAUCAGCCUCCACUCCUGCAAUGUCAGCCACUUACCGUCCUUCAGAUAUAGAAUCCAGCUACUCCUGCAAUGUACCCGUUCCUUCAGAUAUAGCAUCCACAUCAGCCUCCACUCCUGCAAUUGUCAGCCACUAUACCGUUCCUUCAGAUAUAGCAUCCAUCAGCCUCCACCACCCCUCAAUGUCAGCCACUAGUAACGUUCCUUCCAGAUAUAGCAUCCACAUCAGCUUCCACUCCCCUGCAAUGUCAGCCACUAGUACCGUUCCUUCAGAUAUAGCAUCCACAUCAGCCUCCACCCUGCAAUGUCAGCCACUAGUACCGUUCCUUCAGAUAUAG